GGCAAGUGGAAGAGCGGAGCGCGUCGCGGCGGGAUGGGGGCCGGCGGGGGCUCGCCGGGGCAGGCUGCCUGUCUGCGGCAGAUCCUGCUUCUCCAGCUGGACCUCAUCGAGCAGCAGCAGCAGCAGCUGCAGGCCAAGGAGCGGCAGAUCGAGGAGCUCAAGGCCGAGCGGGACACGCUCCUUGCGCGGAUCGAGCGCAUGGAAAGGCGGGUGCAGCUGGUGAAGAAGGACAGCGAGCGGGAGAAGCACCGCAUCUUCCAGAGCUUUGAGGUGGAUGAGAAGCCGGAGGUGGAGGUGUGUGAGAAGCUGCCACUGGAGUGUCCCCAGGACCUGUUGGAGCCCCCUCCAACCCUGCAGCCCAAGCACUUCCCUUACGGCAGGAACGGGAAGGGGCACAAAAGGAAGCCAACAUUUGGGAGCUCGGAGAGGAAGACGCCUGUUAAAAAACUGGUGUCUGACUUCUCAAAAGUGAAGAGUAAAACUCCGAAGCACUCCCCAGGGAAAGAGGAAUCCGGCGGCUCCUUGUCUGAAACUGUUUGUAAACGAGAACUGCGGAGCCAAGAGACUCCUGAAAAACCCAGGUCGCUCCUGGAGACCCCGCUCCGAGCCUCAGCCCCGCCAAAGGGCCCUGGCACCCAUCCCAAGGAGAAGGGCUUCUUCAGCAGCGAGACAGACGACCUGCCCUAUCUCACAACCACAGAAAUGUACUUGUGCCGCUGGCAUCAGCCACCCCCAUCACCGCUGCCAUUGCGGGAGCCUUCCCCAAAGAAGGAGGAGACUGUAGCAAUUCCAUCUUGGAGGGACCAUGUUGUGGAGCCCCUGAGAGACCCCAACCCCUCGGACAUCCUGGAGAACCUGGAUGACAGUGUCUUUUCCAAGCGGCACGCCAAGCUGGAGCUGGAUGAGAAACGAAGGAAAAGGUGGGACAUUCAGCGGAUCAGGGAACAGAGAAUCCUACAGCGUCUGCAGCUCCGAAUGUACAAAAGGAAAGGGAUCCAGGAGUCGGAGCCUGAAGUUACCUCAUUUUUCCCUGAGCCAGAUGAUGUUGAAAGCUUGCUCAUCACCCCAUACCUGCCUGUCGUUGCCUUUGGCCGCCCCUUACCAAAACUGACCCCACAGAACUUCGAGCUGCCCUGGCUGGACGAGCGCAGCCGCUGCCGGCUGGAGAUGCAGAAGAAGCAGACACCUCACCGGACCUGUCGGAAAUAACGGGGCCACCGGGGAGCUCCGGGUGUCUCCGGGUGGUGCUGGCAGUCGCUGCCCUCUCCUGCCUUCUCGCUGGCGGGUGGCUUCGUUCCUCUGUGACCCUGGUUCUGUUCUCUUGGGUUUUGUGACACUCUCCAUGGACUCAUCCCCCAGAGGCACCGGGCCAGAGGGGGCAGUGCUGGGGGGCAGCGGGCAGACCCCAGACCCCUCCUGCCCCUGCCCAGUGACGUUAGUUAGAAGCAGAAUAACUCCAGUUCGUGUUGGGGCAGGGCUGGGGGUGGCAGUGGCACUGCCAGGAGGUGCCGGUGCUGCCGGUGUCUUGCCAUGGGGUGCCGGGAAGUGCCAGGAAACCUCUUUGGGGUUUUUUUUGUUUUCUGCCCCUCUAGGGUGGCUGUAAAUGGGGGUUGGAGGAUGG
Molecule: messenger RNA, 1621 nt
Organism: Calypte anna (Anna's hummingbird)
Lineage: Eukaryota; Metazoa; Chordata; Aves; Apodiformes; Trochilidae
Gene: MSL1
Product: MSL complex subunit 1
Exons: 8
Coding region: 34-1209 (391 amino acids)
Cellular component (GO): MSL complex
Source: RefSeq, a predicted model, not a curated record